UGUUCCAAGACCUGUGGGCGAGGGGUAAGGAGGCGUGAACUCCUCUGCAAAAGUUCUGCUGCUGCCCCAGACACCCUCCCCGAGAGCGUGUGUGCCAGCACCCCCAGGCCUGAGGCACAGGAGGUCUGUGUGCUAGGACGAUGCCCUAAAAACAACCGGCUACAGUGGGUCACCUCUUCUUGGAGUGAGUGUUCCGCAAGCUGUGGUUUGGGUGUGAGGAAGAGGGAGAUGAGAUGCAGCGAGAAGGCCUUCCAGGGAAAGCUGAUAACUUUCCCAGAGCGGAGAUGCCGCAGUAUUAAGAAACCAAACCUGGACUUGGAAGAAACCUGCAACCGAAGGGCUUGUCCAGCCCGUCCUGUGUACAGUAUGGCAGCUGGCUGGUAUUCAUCACCGUGGCAACAGUGCACGGUCACCUGUGGGGGAGGGGUCCAGACCCGAUCAGUCCACUGUGUUCAGCAAGGACGGCCUUCCUCAAGUUGUCUGCUGAGUCAGAAGCCUCCUGGGCUACGAGCCUGCAAUACAAACUUUUGUCCAGCUCCCGAGAAGAGAGAGGAUCCAUCCUGUGUAGAUUUGUUCAGCUGGUGUCAACUAGUUCCUCAGCAUGGUGUCUGCAACCACAAAUUUUAUGGUAAACAGUGCUGCAAGUCAUGUACAAGGAAGAGCUGAUCUUGACAUCUUCCCCAACAACACAGGGCCAGGGUCCUACCUUUCAACAUCUGAAGAGACUAGCCACCUUUCAGAUCAGAAGGAGAGCACUACAAACCCUUUGUGAACUGCUGAGGUGUUUGAUGAGCCAGCUCUGAGGAAAGGACAGCUUGCCACCAGGCUCCUUAUUUAAUUCUCCAAAACACAUGGUACUCCAAAGCACUUGAAAAUGGGAAGCGAUGACAAAUCUGACUUACCAAAAACAAAAUCUUUGAUUUGCACUGUAACACAAAAGAAGUGAUCAAUCACACUGAAAUAUGUCAAGUUUUAAUUUUGACAAAGUGAGAAUCUUGUCAACUUUGGGAUAGAUCCCCCUUCUGAAUUUGAAAGGGUUCAAUCACAAAGACGCCUGUUUUAAAGGGUCCUUUAAGACUUCAGGUCAAAGACUGAGACUUGGAGAAAUCAAAGAUGGAUAAAACACCUUGCCUAACUGUUGCUGGGAGUUCACAGUUUGACUAAAACUGUGAACACCCAAACCAGGUGUUAGAG
Messenger RNA from Galeopterus variegatus (Sunda flying lemur), 1194 nucleotides. Its product is annotated as A disintegrin and metalloproteinase with thrombospondin motifs 18-like. The transcript is spliced from 4 exons. The annotation marks the transcript as partial. NCBI's taxonomy places the organism in Eukaryota, Metazoa, Chordata, Mammalia, Dermoptera, Cynocephalidae. The record is from RefSeq and is a predicted model, not a curated record.